GAUUUGCCGGCGCCCGCUUGUUUUCGAUGCGAUUGUUGCGAGCGAAGUGUCUAGCUUGCGAGCCCAGCCUUCGUUUUCGCCGCUGUACCUUCGGGAUUGUUAGGACCGUUACGCUAAAACAUGUUCACACCGCGUCGUUCGGGCACCCCUGGAGGUUCCUUCCUCGCAAGUCCGCACUCGCUGUCGAGAAGUCGGCGUAGUGUUGGAACGCCGCUGGCGUACGGCCGCUCGCCAUGCACGCCUGGCAUGCUGUCGCUGUGUCAACUUCAAGACAGCUCCCUGCACCAGUCCCAAGUGCUCGAAGAAACGGCAGACCAUGUCGUUGAGCUGUUCGGAACCAUUUUGCCAGUACUUGUCAGCGAGGCUCUUGUCGAAGCCGAACCUGGCACAGAUAUCAGCGCCCGCAUUUCGAGCUGCGGAUGGGCAUGGCUGGUCUGUGGUCGGAAGUUAUUUGUGUGGCAGUACAAGCAGGGAUCACGUAACAGGAGUUGCCGCAUGCUAACACUCCCACCGAGCGACCUGGCUCAUCGUGCCGACCUGGUCUGUGUGCUGCUGAGGGACGAGCUCGCUCCCGCCGCCCUGGCGGUGGCUCCGGCAGGCACUCUUCGCUACUGGCCCAACAUAGCCCACGAGGGCUCCUCGACCGAUGCUCUGGCCGAUCUCCAGGGAGAGGAGUGCUACUCUCUCACUAAUACGCAGCCCAUAGGCUGCAUUUUGGCCACCACCACAAGCUCUCUGAUGCUCGUCACACCAUCCUCAGUUGACGGUCAGACGGCACUGUUGAUCAAGCCUCUCAAGGCACCUCAGGGCCUCUUGGCGGGCAUCAGUCGACGGGUGUCCUCGUUCAUUUUCGGAGCCAUGCCAUCUCAGUCGUCCGAAGCGAGGCACCUCGUCAAAGUGCUCGUGGAGCCCACGGAAGAGGAGGACGAGAAGUACGUCUAUGUGCUGCUGCGCAACACCCUCCAGAAGUGGUUUCUCGAAGAAGCAGGACCUGAAAAGUUGUGUGGCGAGUGCGACCUGGAUCGUUCCAUGAAAGAACAGUUCCAUGAAGCAUUGUGGGAACAUGGGAACACCCUUCCGAGGCACCUGAGGGCCUGGUGCAUUGACAUGCAGUUGUCAGCGAACGGAGUCGCUGUACUGAUGGCUGCUCUCAACCCCCAGGUUUCCCAACAGCUGCACUAUGCCAUCGGCACGGUGGACGUCCGAAAUGUGGGCUCUCCCAAUGACAGCCCAGUGUGCUUUACGGAUUUCACGGUGCUUCGUUUCUCGGAGCAGUACACGGAGAGGAACGAGGAAUCCUUGCUCAACUACAAGUUUGUCCUUCCAUCGGUAAAUCGUCGUACCAGCUUUGUUUAUGGCACCACCAAAGUGUACUGCGUGACCCCUGGCAGCAACGUGGACGACCCAGAUGUAAUAGAAUUCAAGAAGGACAAGCUUCUCGGAGCAGGCUCCUACGAAGGAACGCCAUUGUUUUUUUCACAUGUCCACGGCAUCGUCUGCAUUCGUUCUGUCCACGCACCUGCACAAGAUGCCAGCCGUACGGUGGAACUCUUGCUUCAAGACCAUGGUUCUCCGGAAGAUAAUAUGGAGGUGACAAGUGUCGACGAAAGCAAUUUCAACAAACUCCGUUCAGCAUUUGUGCUGUUUUGCAAGAGUGAACUGCUGAGAAGCGAGGCAAUCAUUGACGAAACCUUCCUGGGCCGUACGGAGCCGUCCAGCGAGCCGGACUCUGCGUUAGACACAUGCGUCUCGCGCUUGGGCUACCGGCUUGUCGACGACGUGCCAGCUAUGGAUCCCCGGUGGGCGCACCAGCACGCACCGGGUGGCCUCGGAUCGUCCUCGCUGUCACUCCUCAUCCACCACCAGCUGGAAGACAAGCUGCGUGCCCACCAGCUGCUCCUCAAUUUCCUCAAGGGCGUGGGCCUCUGGCAACGGCUUUAUGCAGUCACUGUGCGGGGAUUGCCAAUGGCCACCAACUUGCUGCUGCAGGAGCAGGCUGAAAAGCUGGUCGCUGCCAUGCAACUGCGUUCGCUCCAAUCCCAGUUCAGUGGAGUGAUUGAUGCUGGCAUCAAGCGGGUAAUCGAGGCACGUAAGGUCUCUGGAUCUGGACGACUGACAGCAGCGGACCACUUUUAUCAACAGGUCUCCGAGCUUGACAGAAUCUUUCCUGCCCUCGUUGAAGAGGAGGAGGCCAGGCUGAGCAAGGGAAUAUCUCCCAAGGAUGAGCUUGCGCUGAUCACCGAAGUGAAUUCAAUCAUCGUGAAAGUCUUGCAAGAGGUGUGUGUGUUCAGGGAGAAAGAGCAGCUUCUUUACGAGGCAGCCCGAGAGAUAUCCCUGGAGUUUCGGCCGUGGACAUCGGCCCUUCGUGAGGUCCUGUGCAAGCAGCACCUAGUGACGGUCGCAUGUGCAGUUCCCCUGGUCGACGAGGCUUUUGAUCGUGGAAGGGUGUACCAGCAGCUGUGUGACUUGGCAGACCUCGUGCUCAAUGGCUACAAGAUCCAGUUAGACUCGCUCAGCCAUGACCCGGGUGCCUAUGAGGCACUGGAGCUGCAGUACCAGAAGGACAGGAAGAACCUCAUUGCACCUCUCAUCAAGGCCACCCAGUACGAGAGAGCGGCAGCACUGGCCGAGAAGUACUACGACUUCACAUCGCUGGUUGAAAUCUGCGAGACCACCAAGAACAAAGAGAAGCUGCAGAACUACAUGAUCCAGUUUGCUGAUCAGGGAUUUCCAGAGUUUGUGUUCAAGUGGCAACUUGACUCGGGACGACGCGGAGAGCUGCUGCGUCAACCGGCGUCGCAGCACCGCAACCUCGAGCGUUUUCUGGAGGGCCAUGACUCCCUCAGCUGGCUGCAUGCCAUUCAGCUUGGCAAGAUGGGCCAGGCUGCAAACACGCUGCACAGUCUGGGCUUGCGUGAGGACAAAUACUUGGCCCGAAAGAAGACACUGUUGAGCCUCAGCAAGCUAGCUGCCCUAGCCAGCGGAGACCCACCCGAGUCCCGUGCCGACCUCAUCAAAAGCAUCAACAAAGAGCAUGAACUGAUCAUGUACCAGGAAUCACUUCCAGCAGCAGUGAAAGAGGCAUACUGCCUAGACCCGAAGAACAUGCAAGCGCUUGGGCCAGAGGAGCUGAUAGAGAUGUACAUCAGCCAAGACAACAUGAACGCCGACGAGUACGACUUUGCCAAGGCACUCGAGCUGCUCAGCUUUAUCGCGGACCAGACGAGGGCCCAGAUGUUGCGCAUGCGCAUUUGGUGCGCAGCCAUCCUCAGGAACCAGUGGGAAGACUUGAACACCGACGAUCCUGUAAGCAUCAUGCCAGAUCUACUGUUCUUCAGAAUUGCAGAGCUGUAUUUUUCCAAGGGUUUGAACUUGGCCGAGUUCCUGCCUUCGCUGGACGAGUUGUUGGAGAUGCCGGAGUUGCACGACCUGGGAAACAACCCCACGUUCUCUUUUAUGCUUGGCGCCGGCUACGAACACAUGCAACGAGUGGCAGCGUGUUAGAUCAA
Molecule: messenger RNA, 3509 nt
Organism: Rhipicephalus sanguineus (brown dog tick)
Lineage: Eukaryota; Metazoa; Arthropoda; Arachnida; Ixodida; Ixodidae
Gene: Nup133
Product: nuclear pore complex protein Nup133
Exons: 31
Coding region: 121-3504 (1127 amino acids)
Biological process (GO): poly(A)+ mRNA export from nucleus; protein import into nucleus; transcription-dependent tethering of RNA polymerase II gene DNA at nuclear periphery
Cellular component (GO): nuclear pore outer ring
Molecular function (GO): structural constituent of nuclear pore; protein binding
Source: RefSeq, a predicted model, not a curated record